CAGUCGGCUGACAGUUUGAUAAGCGUCGAAAACAUAAACAUUGCAUUUUUCUUCAGUUUUCCUGCGAUCUCCGUUGGUGUGUUUUCUUGCCAGAAAACGAGAUGCUGUGAAGUCAUUGUCCUAUUUUUGUCCGAACAAACACUGUUGUGUGGUAAGGCUGCUUCUUCCUAGCAUGAGUACCCAACAGGAAUAAUACCAGCCAAUUCAAAGUGAUGAACGGACCGUCGCGCAGCAAAUUUGGUCCCCUAAUUGGGGUCCUAAACGUGGGCCAUACUAACUGUAAAUUUUUGAUAUAUGCGGCAAGAAACGCCGAAGUACUAACCUGCCAUGAAGAACCGCUGGAGUCAAUCUCACCCCAUUCGGGGUGGGUGGAAUUUGACCCAGGCCAGAUUUGGGCCAAGGUGCGGGAUUGUAUAGAACGUGCGGUUCGGAAUCUGGACCUGCUGGAAAUAGACCUGCGCGAUAUGGUGGCUGUCGGGGUGUGCAAUCAGCGCGAAACAAGUGUCCUUUGGGAUCGAACAGGAGGAGAGGCGUUAUGUAACGCGAUUGGAUGGUGCGACACAAGGACUUCUGCGGUACUGGGUGGGCUGUUGACCAGGGUGAAGGGAAAGAUUAAUUUCUUGAAAGAGGUUUGCGGACUGCCGUUUGCGAAUUGUUUCAGUGCUGUUAAGAUUCGGUGGAUGCUGGACAACGCGGAGGAUGGAAUCGAAGGGAAGGAUCUUCUCUUUGGCACGUUAGACAGUUGGGUGGUUUGGAACCUGACCGGCGGGGUCAAUGGAGGAAUCCACGUGACGGAUGUGACCAACGCUUCUAGGACGAUGCUAAUGAACUUGGCAAACUUGCAAUGGGAUGACCGACUGUGUAAAUUUUUCAAAAUUCCAAAGAAAAUGCUGCCGCAGAUUCGGAGCUGCUCGGAAGUCUACGGCUACAUCAGUGAGGGUCCGUUGAGGGGAAUCCCAAUAGCUAGUGUAAUGGGUGACCAACAAGCGGCUCUGGUCGGACAAAUGUGUCUCAGCGCAGGUCAGUUGACUUGUAACGUUGAUGAAGGAUCAUUUCUUCUGUUCAACACGGCCCAGGAAAUCAUUGAUUCGGACAAUGGACUGCUUUCUACAGUUGCCUUCAAGCUGGGUCCAAAGGCGGAGACGUUUUAUGCCUUGGAAGGUGCCAUACCGCAUUCGGGAAGUACGCUCAGUUGGAUGCGAGAAAAUCUUCAUUUACCGAACGAAUCGAAUCAGAACGGAUCGCUAACUCAAAGCUUUCUCGGUGAUCCGGGCGGAACUUCGGCGCUUCUUUCCUCCAUUUGCUCAAUGAAUUCGUCGUUUGGGGCACUUCAAAGCGAUAGGAGCAAAUUUAAGAAUCCAAACUACGAAGUAAUAUUGGUUCCAGCUUUCAGCGGUUAUUACACACCGUAUUGGAGGUACAAAACCCGAGGCAUGCUGUUUGGGAUGACGCUUCAAACGUCGGCUCAGCAGAUUCUGUUUUCCGCGUACGAAGCAAUCUGUUUCCAGGUGCGUGAAGUGCUGGAAUCGUUGAAACAAGACUGCCGAACUUGGCCUGCCAUCACGAAACUGGUUGCCGGCGGGGAUCUCAGCGAAAAGCCAUUCCUGAUGCAGAUUCUGGCCGAUUUGUGUGGGGUAAGCAUCGAACGACCACAAACUUCCACGCCGGCGUGCCUCGGUACGAUGUUGGCCGCUGGGUUGGCCAUGGAAAUACUCACCCUGGAUGAGUUCCGAACGUGUUGCAUUCCGCCGACUGAUUAUUACUCACCGGCCUUGAACUCUAGUCAGCGAGAUAUGAAAUUUCGCAAAUGGAAAGUUGCGGUUGAUCGUUGCCUCAAUUUUGAUUCCGUCUCAGAGACGGAUCUUUCCAAGUUUCAGCAGGAGGAGCUGGAUCCCGAAUAUUCGGUCCGUUGUUCGAUUCCAGGUGGGAUCUACAUCAUCUCCUCCUUUGCCCUGAUUGUGCUGGCACAAAUACUCCAACAAAAUCGAACGAUUUCAUAGAUUCAAAAUUACGUUCAGUAGGGUAUUCCGUUCCUUUGAGAAGUACGAAUAGGUCAGGAUAACUAAUUAAUGGCCUCAAUGCUUCUCACUCUUUGAAACUAUGACACAAACUACCUUUGGUUAAGUUACCCCUAGAAUAUAGCAAUGCUUUGCUUUUACGCAAGUUAUGAAAUAAAUAUUAAAUAUUGUUGCA
This is a messenger RNA of Armigeres subalbatus, 2193 nucleotides long. RefSeq names its product glycerol kinase. Bases 213 to 2000 code for a protein of 595 amino acids. Gene Ontology annotation, biological process: carbohydrate metabolic process. NCBI's taxonomy places the organism in Eukaryota, Metazoa, Arthropoda, Insecta, Diptera, Culicidae. The record is from RefSeq and is a predicted model, not a curated record. The transcript has 5 exons. Gene Ontology annotation, molecular function: kinase activity; phosphotransferase activity, alcohol group as acceptor. Gene Ontology annotation, cellular component: mitochondrion.